AUGGUGUUUCUCGAUGAUUUCGUUGAAUUGUUAGACGAGCUACCCUCGGAACUGCGUGGUCGAUGCAAUGACAUCAAAAAGUUGGACACUCAAGUGCAAAGCUCUCGCGACAAAUUUCACAAAACAGUGCUCGAAUUUUUUGCUAAAGCUCCGAAAAUGAGUGUCGAUGAGAAACAGAAAGAGUUCAAUCGGUUGAAUGAGGAAUGGACGAAAAUUCGUGCGAAAGCUCAGAAAAAAGUGGAGAUUGCGGAGAAAAUGCAGGAUCUUCUCGAGAAAUGUGUCGAUCAUUUGGAGAAAGAUCGAGAGCAUUUCAAGAAUGAACUCGAAGCGGACAAUCCGGGCAUCACGCAACAAAUUGAGAAAAGAUUCACCGAUUUCAUCGAAGCUCUACUUGCCUCAAAAAAGGAGAGUCGACGCCGAAAAAAUGGACCCACUGCUUUUAUUCCUGCGUUUUCGAGUGAUGACAGCUUUCUAGCGUCGGGAAUCGCGUUGGAGGAUGAGCUUUUCAAUCCGGACUGGGGAAAGCCGAAAAAUCGACGCGGUAGCGGCACAUCGAGCAACGAUGAAGCGGCUCCGAUAAAGCGAAAACCCCCCCGCAACUCGCUCACCGCUCCUGUCAUCACCGGGCAAACGAUUUCCCCAUCUGCCUCGGAAAAAAGCUGGACUCCUUUUGGUGGAAUCUCUCACGACAGCAGCCCGGCUCCUCCUGGCUUUCAUGGAACAAAUAUAGCUAUGCCGAACUUCUCUGGACCAGAGAGCCGCCAUGGACGACAGAGAAAAUUAACCUCACGAGUGCAAGAGAUGUUCAACAACACCCUGCAACGACAACGAUCCUACCAUGUGCCCGUCGAAGAACCCGAAGAAGGGGGUAAGCCACAAAUAGCUAGCGAAUCGUCAUCAGAAGAUGACGAGGAAUCCCGCAAAACCUGGUGCACGUGUAAGCAGAAAAGCUACGGAAAUAUGGUUGCGUGUGAUAAUGAUAAGUGUCCCUUCGAAUGGUUUCACUAUCAUUGUGUUGGCAUCACGGCGCCACCCCGAGGGAAAUGGUUUUGCCCGCACUGCUCCGAGCAACUCCGCGCCCCGUCACACGGAUUGGAUCUCAACUUU
Molecule: messenger RNA, 1107 nt
Organism: Mesorhabditis belari
Lineage: Eukaryota; Metazoa; Nematoda; Chromadorea; Rhabditida; Rhabditidae
Source: the annotation of a GenBank genome assembly